Didymodactylos carnosus is the source of this 576-nucleotide messenger RNA. The record is from the annotation of a GenBank genome assembly. NCBI's taxonomy places the organism in Eukaryota, Metazoa, Rotifera, Eurotatoria, Philodinida, Philodinidae.
AUGGACGCUAUAAUCGAGGCAUAUAAAAGCUCAGAGGAGUGGACCGCACGCAGAGAGAUUUUAUCGAUUGUCGCACCGAAAAUAAGCUAUAAACCUAUACAACCGUUUUUACCUGGAUUAACUCUAUAUCGUUUCACAGCAGCAAGACGUCAUACUUUUGAAUACGGAACUGGACGUCAGGUUGAACCUGCUCCAUCGACUUUGGGAAGAUUUAGUGAUUAUCAGGUGGAGCAUUUUAUAGACUUUAUCCUAUCACCACACAUUUGUACUGAUCUGCCUUUUGGUGAACAGCAUCUACGUCUUUCGACUGGUGUUGAACUUUACGUUCCAAAUACAAUCAGGAAUAUGAUACCUUCAAGAAUUGUUGAUCAAUAUUUUGAGUAUAUUGCUGAAAAUAAUCCGGGUUUUCCUCCACUUGGUCGUACAAGUCUUUUAUCGUUACUGAAUUCGUGUAAAGCGUCCACAAGACACAGUUUACAAGAACAGUUUUUCAAAUUUUCCUCAAUGAUGCAAUAUUUCAGGUUCAUUUUUAACCGAAUAUCAAAUCCCAUGGGGUCAAAAAUGAUUAAAGUUUGA